Molecule: messenger RNA, 2020 nt
Organism: Morone saxatilis (striped sea-bass)
Lineage: Eukaryota; Metazoa; Chordata; Actinopteri; Moronidae
Gene: cdc42ep1b
Product: CDC42 effector protein (Rho GTPase binding) 1b
Source: RefSeq, a predicted model, not a curated record
CAGCAGCACAGAUCCGCUGCGUCGCACUGACUCGCAGUUCAUGCCCAGCGGAAACGGUGCAGACCGCAAACCGAGGAGGAUGACAGAGACAAGAGGCGGUGAAGUUUUCUGCUCGCAAAGGGACUGCGCUCUGACUUUACUUUAAGUGAACUGAAUGAGAACACAGAAGCCCCCCUACCCAGACACCAUUGGAGGACUAAGUGGAUUGAAGAAGGCAGAGAGCAAGUGAGGGAGUUGGAGAGGGAGGGAAGACAGAAAGGAUUAGCAGCUAAUCCAGUGCAUGGACAAUCCUGCAGGAGUCUUAUCUUUCUUCCAGGAUGAUGCAGACAAAACAGUUGCUGGAUUACGCCACCUUACUUUAUUGCCCUUUUCAAGACAGCGUCACCCUCCUUCUUCCUUUGCUCUGAUAACCUCUCAAAGGUCUGGCGUCUCGGGUACAGAGGGACCAGGGAACCGAAGAAAAAAGAAGAGGGGUCACAGGCCUGUUGACAGGAUGUCCCAUGGACGGUGUGGUGCCACACAUGGAUAAACCUCUUUAGUGGGAGACGGUGCAUGGCAGUGGACUCCCCCGCUCUCUCUGCUUGGAGUUUGAGCAAGACAAGCGCAGAAAAACUGAUGAAAUACACAAGCGAAAAGGAGUCAGUGCCAUGGACCCUAAACCGGAAUUUAAACUUGACUGACAUGUAAUCAGAGCUCAGACACACUCAUUCGAAUUAAAGGGAAAUCAACAACUUUUCUGCCACCAUGAGUCUGGGAAAACUGCCAGGGAUUAAGGGCCUUGUGUCUGGCUCUCAGGGGAAACGUCGUUUCAAGAGCGAGCUCUCCGUGGACAUGAUCAGCCCGCCGCUGGGUGACUUCCGACAUACUAUGCAUGUCGGCCGUGGCGGGGACGUGUUUGGUGACACUUCCUUCCUAAGCAACUACGGGGGCACCAGGGAGCCAGGAAGUCCGGACUCGGCAAACAGCUCCAAGACCGGGUUCUUCACACGCACCUUUCGGCAUGUGCGGAAGACCUCUGUGCCCCGGCCGCGAGGGGGCUCCCGUGACUUGUCAUCUCCACCACCGGACAUCUCACCCAUCAUCAAGAAUGCCAUCUCCCUACCACAGCUGAACAUGGACUCCCCUAAUGGGUGCCUGCAGAGGAUGCUGUUUCCCAGCUCCAUCAGCUCCACAGAUGACUCCCUCUGUGCAUAUGGCCUACAGUCUGGAUUUGUCACUCUGCCCCGCCUCUCCCGCCUUGACAGACAGUUCCCAGAAGGAAAUGUCCGGAAAACGUCUCUGUCCGACAGCGAUGGCAUCACACUGACGCGAUCAGACUCCCUCACCUCGUUCACAGUAGACCUUGGCCCUUCCCUAAUGACUGAGGUACUGAGUUUGAUUGACAACCCCAGCUGUCUUCAGAUGUCCAAUCACAGCGAGGCAGCAGGUGAGGAAGAGGAGGGAGAGGAAGAGGGGGACAGCUCUCUGACAGAGACGCCUGUGCAGAGCCCUGGCGUGACUUCACCAAACUCUUCUACAGGUAGUGGGUCAUUCAGCAGGAACAUGAACAACAGGGGGCGCUCUUGUAGCCCUAACUGGACAGAGCAAGACGAGGAGAGGCGGUCCCUGAGGACGCCAGAUGCGAGCAUGGGGUCUCCUCAGAGAGCAGAGCCCGCAAUGGAGGCGGAAAGGUUCCAGAGGGCAGCUGACGUGCUGUCUCGUCAUUAUGGAGGGUCCUUCACGAAGGGAACGAGGAUGAGCAACAGCACUCCCUCUCCUACUCAUUCCCACAGCUGCAAAUCACCACAGGCCUUUUCUGAUGAGGAGGAAGAGAUCAAAGUCUAGAUGUGGAAACUCUUUAUGAAAGAGAGCAGAAACAUCAUUGAUCCACUAAAGUCAAGUGUGACCUAAGUUCUGGGUUCAAGUCAGAGAGGCUGAACAUUGUCUGUUGUUCCUCCAUAGAAACAUUCUUCCUCUUUUCAGAGACAUUUACAAGGGGGUGUCAUUCAUCAGCCACCAGAUCCUGGUCUGUAUUGAUUUU